Acanthoscelides obtectus is the source of this 9868-nucleotide messenger RNA. NCBI's taxonomy places the organism in Eukaryota, Metazoa, Arthropoda, Insecta, Coleoptera, Chrysomelidae. The record is from the annotation of a GenBank genome assembly.
AUGCAAUGUACCUUAUCAACUCAUAUCUACCCGUUAUCAGACAGGUUCGGUUCUCACAUUUCCUUUCAUGAUAAACGAAGCUCAGUAUGUUGCGGGAAAUAUACGUGUCGGCAAAUGUCACUAAACUUUAUACUAUGGAAAAAGUUAAGGGUCAUUGAUGGAAAAGAGCAUGAUAAUGGUAAUAGUGUCAUGAACCAAAGGCCGUGUAUGCAGCGGUUACUGUGGAAGUGCAGUGAUAUGGCUGUUUUGACAUCUUUUAUACCGGUAUUGGCCUUCCAGCCUUCUGACAUCUCUUCCGUAUGGACUAGAGUUUUUCCAAAUGUGCCGCCGCAGCCUGGGAUGCCAUGCCAGGGCGAGGACAGAAGCAUCUAUCGAAGAGGAGCGAGGCGAUGGAGGAAGUUAUAUAGGGUUAAUGGACACAUUUUCCAAGCAAAACGGUUCAACAGGCGUGCCUUCUGCGCGUAUUGCAACGACCGCAUCUGGGGACUGGGCCGGCAGGGCUUCAAGUGCAUCCAAUGCAAGCUCCUGGUACACAAGAAAUGCCACAAGGCAGUGAACAAGCCAUGCGCCGGCGAGCACCAGGAGCCCCCAAUUGGUGGUCCCAUGGGCGCCCACCCAGUGACCGGUGACGAAAGAAACGGUGAUGCAAAGGGGUCCGCCAGCACGCCAUUGUCCGAAGCAGCGGCAGCCGCAAUUGCUGCCGGACAGGAGCCCCCCGGGUUAGGAGAUUACCAGGAUCAGCCGCCAGAUGUCACUGGCGAAUCGGUCCCCGUAGAAGAUCCUAACAAACCCCUGGAUGACCUGGAGCCGGGCUCUCAACGUCAGUAUUCCCUUAACGACUUUGAACUAAUUCGUGUGAUAGGUAGAGGUUCUUAUGCCAAAGUUCUAAUGGUCGAACUGAAAAAGACUAAACGCAUUUACGCUAUGAAGGUAAUAAAGAAGGCCUUAGUCACAGAUGACGAAGACAUAGACUGGGUACAAACAGAAAAGCAUGUUUUUGAAACAGCUUCGAAUCAUCCUUUCUUAGUGGGACUACACUCGUGCUUCCAAACGCCAUCUAGGUUAUUCUUUGUUAUUGAAUUCGUCAGAGGAGGUGAUCUGAUGUUCCACAUGCAGAGGCAAAGACGGUUGCCUGAAGAACAUGCAAGAUUUUACGCUGCCGAAAUAUCCCUAGCUUUAAACUUCCUGCACUGCAAGGGCAUAAUCUACAGAGACUUGAAACUGGACAAUGUAUUACUUGACCACGAAGGUCACAUAAAAUUGACUGAUUAUGGGAUGUGUAAGGAAGGUAUUAGGUCAGGAGAUACGACCUCAACAUUCUGCGGAACGCCCAACUAUAUCGCACCGGAAAUUUUGAGAGGAGAAGAUUAUGGGUUCUCCGUGGAUUGGUGGGCGUUAGGUGUUUUGUUAUACGAAAUGCUGGCGGGUCGAUCACCAUUUGACAUAGCCGGGGCUUCCGAAAAUCCGGACCAGAACACGGAAGACUACCUGUUCCAGGUAAUCCUGGAAAAAACCAUCCGUAUUCCAAGAUCGCUGAGCGUAAAAGCGGCCAACGUACUCAAAGGUUUCCUUAAUAAAAAUCCAGCAGACAGGUUGGGUUGCCAUAGUCCUGAAUCCUUCAUUGAGAUUACCGGACAUCAGUUCUUCAAGAGCAUUGACUGGGAUAUGCUGGAGCAGAAGCAGGUCCCUCCACCAUACAAGCCUCGGCUAGACUCAGAUCGAGAUCUAGCAAACUUCCCGCCAGAAUUCACAGACGAGCCAGUACACCUCACCCCUGAUGAUCCGCGUGUGAUAGAGAAGAUCGACCAAUCAGAAUUCGAAGGCUUCGAGUACGUGAACCCGUUACUGAUGUCAUUGGAAGACUGCGUGUGACACGACGAGCGAUGCGCUCUUCACCCUGCCAACCUAGUGGGUGGUGGGGGUAUUAUCGUGCCGCCUCCUCCAUUGCCCUAUCGCAAACCGCCCCCGCCGUUUCCACCGCCUCCUCCACCCCUGGAAGACGGCGAAUUGUACAGUGGGGGCGGUGAACAAUGGUAUGCGGUCAACGGGGGCGGCAGACAUCCAGGGCAGUCGCAGAAGUCUAUUUUGCAGAAUAUCUUUUGCCUUCCUUUGAACUAAACUUUAGCCUUUCUAUAGCAUAUCGUGCCGCCCCCUCCAUUGUCAUACCGCAAACCGCCCUUGCAUUUUCCUCCAACUUUAGAAGUCGUGGAGCUAUGCUCUAGGGGCAGGGCACAGUGGUACGCAGUUAACGAGGGCGGCAGACAUCCGGGACAGUUGCAGAAAUCUAUUUUGGGUCCUUUGAAAUGGAGCAUUAUCAUACCCCUCCGUUGUCCAUAAACCGCACCCGCUUUUUCUACCUCUUCCACCUCCUUUGGAAGACUGUGAGCUGUGCAACGGGGACGGCGAACAGUGAUACGCGGCCAACGCAGGCGGCAAUCAUCCAGGGCUAUCUUUUGCAGAAAAUCUUUUGCCGUCCUUUGAGUUAGAGCAUUUGUCUGUAGGCGGGUUUAGCGGCAGGCAGUGAGAUGGGGCGGCAGAACACCGGUUGCUUCCUUUUGAACUAGAAGGAAACGCCUUUAUCCGGCGGGGGCGGUCACAGAUAGAGUGAGAUUAUCGGUGUGCCAUUGGGGCAGCAGAGCGCUUGGAUGGGUGUGGUAUAAUGACUUGGUGGUUGUCAUUUUUCUUGGGCUAACCGUUUUAUAUUGCCGCUGCAGGUAGAGAUGGCCACUAACGUUAUAUUUAAAUAUUUAUAUGUGAUACCGAUACUUUUUUAUAUCAGUGAUUUAAAAGCGUGACGUGAUCACGACUUUCGAAUAAUGAUGGGCAUCGUAACCGACGCAGGUGCAGUGAGAUGUAUAGCCAUAAUUAUUUCUAACCUCGUUCGAUAUUUUUUAAGGUUUUGUGUAUUAUAUUAUCAGAUCGUGUGCAGUGAGAAUAUUUUUAGUGGAAUUUGACUUUGAUUCAUAAUUGAUCUUACACGUGCACGUGCUUAUUGAGAGUAAUUUGUAGUUGGGGUGGCUAACUGAAUCGUCACGAGCUAAUAGUAAUCUAAAGAAGAAGAAGAGGGGUUUUGGUUAUACCGAUUUACUGGUAUUCUGAGCAAAAUACAGCGAUAAAAUCGCAUAGCUCAAACUACCAAGACCUAUAUGGCAAGGUAUAGCUUCCUGGCCAUAAAAUUAGAGAAUCCUCUUUACUGUAAACCUUUCAGUCACAAAUGUGAUCUUCAAUACAAUGACAAUAUAUUUUAUUUAACUGUCUUCCAGGUGACAGUUUGUUUGUUUUUUUUUCUAUCACGUUCCUAUACAGUGUGCUACUACUACUAAUAGUCUGAAAGUCCCGUAGUAUGCUGAGAUUUCACGAAGUCACUCCGAAUUUCGCAAAACCAGGAUAGCCUAGGUCCGCCUGGCAUGAGUAUUCCCGUUCCCCAAAAAAGGACAUGAAUCCGUAGAAAAAUACAAGCGAGCAUGAGGCUAUCUGUCGUUUUUUAAUGUACCAGACGCGUCACCCUAAUUGUUAAUUGUUAUGCAAUCUUCGACUAAAAUGUUGCAAGUGCAUUGUUUUGGAUCUGAAGCGCGUGGAGGGCUUUUGGCGGUUUUGAGACGAUGGACGAGGAUGACGUAUCUAGUACAUCAAAAAACGACAGAUAGCUUCAUCUCGCUUGUCGUUUUGAAGGGCUGGUCGUCCUUUUGCCUAACCCAGGCGGUCCUGGGCUACGCUUGAAUUGCGUGGUGCCAUCUUAAAAUUCGGAAUGAGGGCUUGGCGCAGUUUUAGCAUGUUACAGGACUUUCAGUCCAUUGUAGUAAAACACUGUAUAGCAAUGUGAUAGUGAAAAGAAAAAGCAAAUGAACUGUCACCUGGAAGACAUAAAUAAAAUAAAUUGUCAUUGUACUGAAAAAGAUCACCUUUGAGAUUGAAAUGUUUACAGUAUAAAAGAUUCUAUGGCCCAGGCGAGAAUGGGGGAUUAUCGGCAUGUAAACCACAUGUUAAGUUUCAGAUAUUUCUCUAGCUCUGUGAUCCUGUGAUACCCAUCGCCGUUGCUGUAAAGUUGUCAUAUCACGCUUUUUCACAGUAUUUGGUAACAAUCGUGAUUCGUGAUUUAGAAAUAUCAGUUGGUAAAAUAUCUACCAAAGCUAGCCAAAUGCACUCGUAUUACCUACAGACUAUGAUGAAACCUGCAAGUUCAUCACACAAUGAUUAAAAGCAACCGAACAAACAUCUUUUUUUUUUACUUGAACAUAUACAUUUGUUUUGGUUCAAAUUCCUCACAAAUAUUUACUAUCACUCAUUUUGAAACGGUAUAGCAUAGCAGUAACAAUAAUACUUGCGGUUGAUUUGUAAGUCACAACUGUAUAUUCCAGAUUCUUUUUGACGAACACUUGAAUCAUCAUACCAGACUCGUAUUUAUUCUAGAUAAGUAAAUAGAUAAAUUUAAAUUAUUCUUCGCUCCUUUGUCACACCAUUUAUACAUAAAAUAUAACAUGAAAUAGACAUUUCCAUUUGCAGAUAUUGUCAAGCCAAAUGCAACAAAUUAUUUUUUGUACUCAUUUUCUGGUGUAAAAAAACUUCAGUUGGUUGUACUUCAUGUUAUCCAAAAUUACUGAAAAUGUGAAUAUGUCACUUUUGAGUUUUUAUCUUUGUCUUUGAAUGAAAAUGUGUGUUUCAGUAAAAGCCUUUUGAGGAUAUUUCAAGCAUUUUGCGGAUAUAGUUGAUAUUUUAAUCAAUGUCUUGUGCAUCAUUAGUACAAUUUGCACAUAAAAUGUAUUUAUCUUAAAGUUAAGAUAUUUAAAUAUAGCCAUAUAACUGUAGAUACAUUCGCAUUCAAGAGAAUAUAUUAUGAUAUACGUUUCGUUGGAAGUAGGGAAAGAUAUAUAUACUAUUAUAAAAUUAUAUCAAAACACUACGUACAAGAUAUUUUUUAAAACAUCCAGCGGCAGGUGAGUUAGAAGAAGAAUUUGAGCUAUGCUCGAUAUUUCUCAAAUUAAUCAGGUUGUAAUAGAACGCUAUAAUAUUAUACAUGGCACCAUUUUGUUUUUAUUUGGAAACAUCGCUGUCAAAAAUGACACAGAUCAGAAUGAUUUUCCCAAACUGGAUAAACAUGGAACCUAUAUACCAGGAGGAGCAACGGCAUUGCCGUUCAUGCUGUAAAAUGGUCCCCGAAAUUAGGCACCGGCUUCAUUCCCGAUCGUUUGAACAGUGCGGUGAUCGGCAGGGGUAUUACGUAACUUGAAAAGUGACAUCUCGUUUUUUUUUACAUUAUGUAGGGUCUAUAUGAUUUUACGUAUGUUUACCUACAAGACGUCAACUUGGAACUAGCUGUCGUUCACUUUAUGCUCACUUAUCGCAAGCGCGGAAUGGACUAUUUACGCACCAGCCUACCUAGUCAACAAGUUGACAUUUAAUCGCUUUUUUACAUUACAUGGGUUGUUUACGUAAUAACCCCGCGGGAAUAGUUUGUCAUACGUCAACGCUCGACUUAUCCCGAUCGCGACAGAUAUAAUUAUAUGGGACUGACGACGUAAGACGUAACAAGUAACCUAUCCUGAGCCGUAUUUUGUAAAUGAUUUAAGAACAACUGCUUCUCCCUUGAGGUUAUGUAGCAUGAUAAACCCAUACAACAUUAGAACAGGUUUCAGGGCAGUAAAGUCAUACAGGAAAGUGGAGUGCUGUGACCGACAGAAAAGAGUACAAUGAAUGCUCGACCAUCAUCUUCCGAGCAUAUCAGGCAAGCUCCUCGAGCACAAUGUUCUGUAAUACGAACGCGGUACCCACUGUUCUAAAACGAACGCACCCUUGAAGUACCAGCGCUGCUUUGACAGGGUUACCAUAUUGGGGGAUUUUCCCUCAAAUUUGAGGAACUUAUGGGGAUAUAAUGUUCUGGAAAAAUCACACGAUUCGCCGAUAGCAAGCAUCCUUCGCUCUUUGAACCACACCUACCCCUUUCCAUUAAUUGACUGUGAUUUGAUGGAUUUUUUUAAACGCAAUUCUGAAGGAUAUUUGUGCUGGUUCUGGGAAAAUUCUGUCCUACCCAUCUGGCAACGCUGUGCUUUGACAGAUCCGUCAUAUGAACACUUUCCUAAUAGUCUACGAUCCGGCCGCUUGAAUCUGCAGGUGCUUUAUUUUUUAUGAAUGAUAUAUAAUAGAAUAGUUCACAGCAGAGUUGUCUGGCAAAUGUUGUACUAUUAUUUAUCAUUAAGGAAAAUUAAGUUUUAUGGAAAAACAGACUCCUGCAAUUCAAAUAGCCAGAUCUUGUACUAUAACCUCAGAUACCCGCGCAUGCAGCUGGUGCUCGCUUCGAUCACUGCGGCCUCAGUCAGGCCUUGGGGUCGUUUUUUGCUCAUUUUGCAAGUUCUCUUGGUAUACAGGCUCCUUGCUGGAUAAGGUUCACAAUCAUUCGAAACCUGUCAACAUUUCAGUCAAAUGUCAACUAUUGACAUAUCCCUGUGAUCCAAGAUAGAGUCAGAAUGGUGCUAAGUUUACUUCUCUAUAGUAUCUUGAGCUAUAUGAGUUGAUAUGCCAAGAGAUAUUGAAAAAGCUGCUAGUUUCGUCAUAAAAUUAAGAAGAUAGUUAAUAAGCGUGACUAAAUUGAAGCUGCAAAGUUAACUAGUCAUCCACUUUUAUUUACUUUUAGUUAACUGAUUGGUAAUUUUUUAAAUAGUUCAACAUGUAUCUGUAACGGGUGUAUGGAGAUGAUAAUCUUGGUAUUGCGAAUAUGCUUUGAAUAUUUCAAAGACAGCAACUGACCAUCGAAACUCAAUCUGACAUUCUAGACUAUCUUCAACAGAAGGCAAUAAAUGACAUGACAAGGGAUUAGCUGAAUGACAUUGAGGCUAACUUGUUAAAUUUGCAGUUAAGCAAAUAGCCGAUGUGUUAGUAAAGAAGUAUUUUUUACGCAAAAACCGCUGUCGAAAAUCUUAGUCUUCUACACUUAUCCGCCAUUAUCUGUCUGCACCUUCUCGCGAUGACAGAAACAUAAUAUCUAUAAUCAAAGUCACUCCCACAACUGACGAAGUGAGACUCGGAAGUGUGAAUCAAAAUGGCGGAUUACUGUGCGGUACCUCUGUUGCAUUUUCAGAUCUCUUGGUGAACAACUUUGAUAUUGGAAUCACGUAUGGGGUAACAAAAUUGUUCCUGAUUUCAUUGAAUUAUUAGGUUGAAGACUGAAUUACUAUAUAUGUAUUUUCAUGGCCAUUACAAAUAUUUAAUUAUCGACGGUUCUUUCCUUAUUCGAUAUUGAAUACUUAGACGAAUAUAUUUUUUCAGAGUUCAUUCUCUGUGUAGUCUAUUCUGAUAUGUGCGUAGAGACAAUAAAAGUCAAUCAAUUUUCUAAGUGAGUCUCUUCCAACACUCUGCAAUUACACAGACAAUAAGUAAAUACUAACUUCACACUCUGCACGCAUAUCAGAACUACAAUAUAAUAACAAAUUAUUACUUGAGAAAGUUGACUUUUCUUAAUCUAUUUAGUACACUUUUAUUUGUCCGUUAGUACGUGAAAUGGAAUUUUCCGAAAUAGCAAGUUACGCAUGUAGCCCCAUUUUUUGAGUUGCCCACUGAGAAAAUUCAGUGCACUACAAAUUAUUUAACCUCAACUUUAGAAUUUGGUGCUUUAGCAGUACAUCUCACUGUGGUUCAGUAGUUAUUCAAAACUUGUAUUAUAGAAAGUUUUGAUAGUGCCAAAUAUUUCACCAAAAUAAGAUACUUAGGUGCACAUACUAUGUAAUUGGAUCAUAGUCUCGCUGUCGCUAGUAUGGGCGCCACAUCACCGAUGUUAGUCUACUGAAUUUGCAAAAAAACUCAAGGUUGCGAAUACCUGUAUAUCCAUAACCGAUGAUGGCUGACAAAGAUUUUGGCAAAAACUAGUAAAAUUACUGAUGAUAUAUCGCGUUCGAUAUUUGCUAAAAAUGUUAGCACACAAACGUUAAAGUUCUUCAGCGCAUUGAGUUUCGUUAUCAAGAAACGUCAAUGUAAGGGCCGCAUGACACGAUAUAGAAUUUUAUAUGAAAUUUGUAUCCGACAAUGGGCAACCAAGUCUUUUUCACUAGUAUCCAUUACGGUAGAAUAACAGCUGAUUGUAUAGUCAUAUUUCAAAAUUCCCCAUAUUGACAAAUGACACUUGCUGAUCAGCUGUUGACCUCAGUAGACGUCAAAACGUGAAGGGUACUCGGUAAAAUAGAGUUUAGCAGGAGUCAAAGGAGGUUAAAAUUAUUUCCAACGGAUGUUGUCAGACCUACACUACUGUACUGUUCUUGUCAGUUGUCAACAUUUGUCGGUUAUGAUGGUGAAAACAUCGUCCAUCUAACCAGGUUGCCAAUUGUUGUACAGGUCCAGAUUAUUACAAGCUUGAUAUUAAUUUUCAUAACAAAUUUCAUAUCGUGAUAUGCGACCCUAAAGCUGCGUUCUCACGGAUCAUGGCACGUAGGCGUAGGCGCCCGGUAUCAAACAGUCAAGAGCGAGGCAGUUCGUUGUGCCUUUGGAAUGUGUGUUGAAACUGAAUUUCAGACAUUUGUAGCAUUUUUUUUUUUGUAAAUCUUCAAGGUGUUCUUAGUUCAGCAUCUGUCAUAUUAUGUUCCCCAAAAUUUCUUCAUGCAUGCGAUUUCCUGGCCCAUUUCUUUUAUUGUUUAUGUGUGCAGGUGACUCUCUAUCUUUCGCUAAUCUACCGAUAAAAUCUGAACUCAAAGGAGCACACCCAUCAAUGAGAAGCUCCUCCAUGGUCAGCUUUAUGGAAUAAACUGAGUCGUGAUCGUGUGAACAACCACAACCCUCGCCGGUUAACUUUGCACUCCCCACUCAAGGCGAGGGUCGCGAUAGGGAGAUCAAAAGCAUGGCAUGUAGGUCGUCUUUUUCCCCGUGAGAUCGUAGCUAAGGGUAAUUGAAACGUUUUGUUUCAACUAUCUGUUUGGCUGCUUUCCGACAAUAGUAAUAUGACGUCAAAUAGACGUUUUGUGUGUUGACAGAGGUAUUCUAACGAAUGGUUUACUAGAUAAUUAUGAAGAAAAAACUCAAUAUUCGUUUCAAAAGUUACAUCAACGCUUUAAAAUAAAUCGCAAAUUAUAUGCACUCAGAGUUUAAUACAAUCCAUAGCUAUCUAUAUAUCUAUUAGCUCGGUCAUUUUGAUUUAUGUUAACAUCCAUUUUAAUUAUUUUUCAUACUGUAGGCGAUUGUUUAUGAAUUUAUCAUCUGUGAAAAGUGUUUGUUUCGAAAAGAGGUAUCGUGAAGUUUGACUUGGAUGAUGUAUGCAAUUUUCACGAAAAAUAGUACAUUGCAGUAUUUAUUGUGUAUCGGCUUAUUGGAAACAAAAAUGUGGUGAUUAAUUCAUAAUAGCUCGCCUUCACUGGAAUGACUUUGUUAAUGUCAGUUUAGGUGAGGUGUUGAAAUCUAGUUGGAUAUUAUUGACUUCUUGAUAGAUUCCGACGUCAUUAUUAGUUAUAAGAAAUAUAUUCUAAGCUGGAAUAAUUAUUUAUUCCUUGAUGUAUUUUUUAAAGUUGUGAAUCAAGAAGAUUUCUUGUUAUAUGUUGAUUUUGGAAUAGCGAUUUACCGUUUUGAUAUAUUUUAGAGAAAUAACUACACACUUUGGUGAACAAAAAUGAGGAAGCAUUUAUAAAAUUGUUGACUGGAGUCACGAUUAACGAGUUUUUAUGGUUCCAUUGAGAGCUUUUGUAUAAUAGACAAAUUGAGAAUGACUAGGUUUAGCGUUAUGUAUCUCUGCUUUAAAGUAUUUUGUUAACAAUUUAUAACAUUAUUUAGGAAUUAUUUUGCGUUACUUAAAAGAUAUGGGAAAUGAAAGUAUUCUUUUUUACGUUUACAUUCUAGAUUAUUUUAAUUAUCACCAUUUAUUUGUAUUCUUUAUAAUAAAGAUCUAUCUAAAGAAAAA